AACGGCGCGCUCGUUUGAAAUGAUCAACAAACCAGCAGCAUCAGCAUAGUGCAUGAUAGUCAGGGGAAGCUAGAUUGCCUGAAUGUAAUCACAAAGUGAUCAACUAUGAUUGUUAUGUGCUUUAGCUCUGGUAACAAUCCGGCUGUACAAUAAUUAGAGGUUCAUAUUUUUCUCACGUCACGUUUUGCUCCGGUGAAACAUUUGUCGCUAGCAACAAACUCAUGACGUCUCUAGGGAAGUCCAACGUCCCUAGGCUAGCUAACUGACUCAGGAUUAGCAAACUGGGGUAGCAACAGGUAAUGGCAGACAAAUUAACGUUAGCUGUUCUCUGAAGAAGUCGAGUUUGUGUCAUCGUUACAGCCGUUGUUUUCAAGGGAAUAGCAGGUUUUAUGUCUUCCCCUAUGCCUGAACAUGGAAGAAAAAGACGGAAAUAGACGGGUUUUUAUCUUGGAGCAUGAAGUGAAGAGUUUGACAGAGGAGCUCAGCCAGUGUCAGGCCGACAAAGAGUUUGUGUGGUCAUUGUGGAAACGCCUUCAAGUGGCCAACCCGGACCUCACACAAGCUGUGAGCUUAAUUGUGGAGCGUGAAAGAGAGAAAGCUGAAGCUAAGGACAGGAAAGUGCUGGAGAUCCUUCAAGCCAAAGAUUACAAAAUACAAGAGUUGGAGCAGAAAGUGACAGGGCAACAGCAGGAGAUAAACAACCUGUACCAGAGCCGGCAGCGCGGCGAUGGGGAGCUGGACAUCAUGAAGACGGAGCUGGCAGCUCUGCGGCAGCGGCAGGGGAAUACCAGUCGGGAACUUAAGGAGUGGAGGCAGCGCAGUGCGAAGGCGGAGGAGGAAGGCCAGCGCGUGGUGAGUGCUCUGGAGGAGGAGAAGCGGGGAUUAGAGGCGCGCUGCGCCGCCCUGCUGGCUGACCUGGAGAGGGCGCGGGAGCAGCAGAGCCAGCACAGCCACCGCCAGGACCACAUCCACACCACAGUCAAGGAGUUGGAGCAGGAGCUGGCCAGUGUGAAGCAGCAGGUGUGUGCCGCUGAGGCGCGCGUGUGUGACCUCUCCGUCCAGCUGAGCAGCCGAGAGCAGGAGCUCACUCAGAAGGAGCAAUGUGUGGCCCAGCUCAGGCAUGAGCUGCAGGGGCUGCAGGCUCUGUACAGUCAGAGUGUGGAGCAUGCAGGUGAGCAGGCGCAGCUAAUCCAGCAGCUGGAGGGCCUUAACCUGGACACCCAGAGAGUGCUGCGCAGCCAAGAGCAGGCCCACACCGCAGACACCGUUUCCUACCACAAGCUCUAUACAGAACUCUGCGUGACCCACCGGGCGCUGGUGUGUAACGAGUCCCAGCUCCGGGAGAGAGAGGCAGGCCUGAGCACGCAGCUCCGCGAGAGGGACCAGCAGCUCCAGCAGCUUCAGGAACAGCUACAGCAGCUCCAAGUGGAGCUCCAACAACAGCAGCAGCAGCAGCAGCAGCAGCAGCCAGCCCCCCUACCAGUCCAGCAGCCGAGGCAGAGCAGCUCCACCACAGUCUGCACGCAGACCAGGCAGACCAACUCCCAGCACUUUGAGCAGCUCCAGCUGGAGCCGAGGCUGGACGCGGCUGAAGGAGAGCAGGACCUCCACGGGGCUCUGGAGGUCCAGGGCCAGACUCCACUCCCACAGCCCCAGCCAGGAGAGCCUCCAGAAGGCCCCAGCCACAGCGAGUGCCCUGGACCCAAGAGCCGACAGUCACGGGGAAUGCAGGACCACCUCCUCUCCUCUCACCACCUCCUCUCCUCUCCUCUCCUGCCUGGUCUCUCCUAUUGUCCUAUCAAGAGCAGCCCAGGGCCCUGCCAGGGCAAGAUGCAUUGGGGCGGUGCUCCAGGUCCCUGUCCCCGCGGAACAGCAGCCGAGUGGCUGUGGAGGAGGAGGAGGAGGCCAAGAUCCAGAGGCUGCAGGAGCUGCUCUGCGCUCAAGACUGAAGAGAACGAGGCGCUGAGGAAGGCCCAUGACAAGCGUCAGGAGCGUCUGCGUCUGAUCCAGACCCAUUACAGGAGUCUACGAGAGCAGCUGAGGCAGGCCGAGGAGGCCCAGGGCAAAAGCUGUGUGCGGAACGUUCGUGCGGAGCCCUGGCAGCUGCGGCAGGAGAACAGUGACGGCGUGUGGAACGAGCUGGCCUUCUUCAGGAGGCAGAACAAGAAGCUCCUCGCUGAGAAAGCCAACCUGGAGGAGGAACUGGAUGUGCUGCGGGUGCAGGCUGCCAUGGAUCGCACCACCACGCACGAGCUGCGUCUGUGCCUGGAGCAGGAGUACCAAGAGCUGCUGCGGAGAGUGGCCACGCAGGAGACUGAGGUCAGCAGCAGUACGCCCAGCAAGCCCAGCGCCCGCCGGCUCCAAGAGUCCAUCCUCAGGAUUGAGCAGCUGGAGAGGAAAAUGGAGUCCCUGGAGGAGGAGACGCAGCAGUUGCACCAGGACAACCAGGAGCUGCAGGAGGCCAACGCCGCGCUGGCCAGAGCCCGGGACGACCUCCAGGCUGCCCUCCAUCGCCUCUGUGCCCAGAGGGCCGUACAGGAGGAGGCCUCCCAGGCCAGAGCUGCUGCCGAGCGGGAGAGGCUGCUAGGCGAGGGCCAGGCUCUGCAGGCGGAGGUGGAGGCCUUCAGGCGAGAGGCGGAGGGGGCCGACCGAGAGGCGUCUCGGGCCAGGCAGCGGGCACUGCGGCUCAGGCAGGAGCUGGGCGUGGUGAGGGCCGAGCGGGACUUCCUGCGCACGACCGUCACCCGGCGCCGAGCCAAGGGCCCAGUGGCCCCUGUCAGCAGGAUCAAAGUCAGGAGCGCGUGGAGCCGAGCUCCCCCGGGCCAGCACAGAGCCAGGAGGAGAGCCAGCCCAGCCAGAGACGGGUGGGAAGACCUGAGCGCCGACAGUGCUAGUGAAGAGGAGUACUCCGACAGCCUGGACAACGCGCCGCCCAUCACAACCCUCCGUAAGAAGACCAUUCACAGGGUGUACAGGUGCGCCGGCGUUGGCGGCCGGGCGUCCCUGGCAGAGCUGCCUGCAGAGGAGCAGAGCGUGGCGGAGCCCCCAUCUCCACGCUGCUGUGCAGGGCACGAGGGGCGUGCGAGAAAGAGGAGGCUGCGACCGAAGGCCGCCUGCGCGGAGACGCGUCCGCGGGUGCUGGCGCUCCGGCAGCAGAUCCGCACGCUGCAGCAGGACCGGCGAGAGGCCGAGCAGCAGGCCCGCCAGCACAGCCACGCCUGCCAGCAGCUCCGCAGCCAGCUGCAGACCACCGCUCAGAAACUGGCCAGCAGCAAGCAGCUCGCACAGAAGCUAAGCACUGAACUAACUGGCGUGGAGCAACAAAAGAAGGUUCUGGAGAUGGAGCUGGAGCAGUGGAGGCGUGUGCAGGUCCAGCUCCCACCACCACCGGCCCCUCCAGUCCAGCCGGCUCCGGCCCCCGACCCCAGUGGCCCUGCCCUCAAGCAGCUGGAGGUGGAGGUCAGACAGCUCCAGACCAAACUCAAGAACGCCAGUAACGAGGUCACCAAACACACGGCCGCCAGCAAGAGCUUGAAAGCCGAGCUCGGCGAGAAGGACCAACGCCUCCGAGAGCUGCAGGAGAAGCUGGGUCACUCCGAGAGGGCUGUGGGCAUGAAGAAGCAGCUGGUGGAGGACCUGAAGACCCGCCUGAAGUUCUUCCAGGAGACCGAGAGGAGCCUCAAGGGCCAGCUGGAGGAGCUGGAGAGAAAGGUGAAGACGUUAUCAGAGGAGGCGUCCAACAGGAAGGCCUUUGUGGACUCCCUGAAGCGCAGGCUGAGUGUGGCCACUACAGAGAAGGGCCAGCAUGAGGCGUCCAGCCUCAAGCUCCAGGAGGACCUGCAGAAGAAGGAUCAGAAGCUGCAGUCUCUGCUGGCGCGUGUUGCGGAGAGUGAGAAGGCCAUGGCGGAGCUGCAGGACGCGGCGUCCAGGCAGAUGCACGGUCUGACCCAGCAGAGCACGCAGGCCCUGGAGGGCGCCAACAGGAAGCUCAGUCUGGCCAGCGCCCAGCUGCAGCAGCUGCACACCUUCAUCCAGGCGCUGGCCCGUGAGGUGGAGCGCGAGGCCCAGGCGGUGAAGGGGGAGGUAAGAAAGAGGAAGAGGCAGAGGAAGGCCUCCAUCCAGGGAGACGGCCGGCUGUCCAAAAGCUCCAUGGUGCGGGCGCAGUCCAUCGCAGCCUCCAUCCUCAACAUGAGCGAGAGGGACCUGGUGGACAUGCUGGACACAGAUGAGGAGGCGGAGGAUGGCAGUGGGGAGCAGGACUGGCUGCAGAGCAUGCAUAAACUCCUCCAGCACCAGAUCCCCUCUGCAGAGCUGCUGAUGGACGCCAUGCUGGCCAAGAUGAAGGAGAGGAAAGUGCUGACGGAGGAACUGGCCACGCUUGAAGCAGCAGUCAGCGAAAAAGCCUGACCGCAGGAGAGAGAGAGAGAGAGGAAGCGCGGGAGAGAGCGAGAGGGUCUGUCAUCAUCCUCCUCAAACGUUGGGAGUGCCCAGCCUCGCAGUGGGAGCCCCAUUUGGCUGCCACGGCCAGGGCUGAAGGAGUGUUUUGAAGAACCCUUCAACCUCUCCAUCUCUCCCUCCCUCUCUCUUCUCUUUUUUCCUUCUUUCUUUUUGUUUUUACCCGGGAGCGGGCCACUGCUAGCCUGAUGUUAACCGCCCUCUGUCCACUCCGUGUCCGUGCACACUGUGUGUGUGUGUCUGUGUGUGUGUCUGUGUGUGUGUGUGUGUGUGUGUGUGUGUGGAGAAACACUGGCCACUGUAUUACUGUAUUAGGUUACUGGCCAGUCGGGGCAGGAUGUUUUGACCUCUUCAAACGCCGACUGUGACCAAAUCAUGCCCCAUAUAUGGUAGCAGCAGCUUAUCAGUAGAGAUAUUAUUUCUCUGUAAUGUUUAACUUAUUUCUUAUUGAUCUAGAUGUUUUAAUUAAAAAUGUUUUUGUUAA
Alosa sapidissima (American shad) is the source of this 4939-nucleotide messenger RNA. It is a transcript of the gene cntln, whose product is annotated as centlein, centrosomal protein. The coding region runs from base 412 to 4407 and encodes 1331 amino acids. The record is from RefSeq and is a predicted model, not a curated record. Gene Ontology annotation, biological process: protein localization to organelle; centriole-centriole cohesion. NCBI's taxonomy places the organism in Eukaryota, Metazoa, Chordata, Actinopteri, Clupeiformes, Clupeidae. The transcript has 28 exons. Gene Ontology annotation, cellular component: centrosome; centriole.